CAAUUUUAUGGCGGGAAUUUAGUGUGCGUUGUGUGGUGAAAAUAGUUCCGCUGUCAAAAGGAGGGAGCGUUGGAUGAAUUGUGUAUUAUCAAGAAGCCUGUGUAUAUAAUCGGUUUAGAUACUGAGGGUCCGAAGAGGAAACGUCAAAUUACUUACCCAGAAAGCAGUUGAUUAUUGACGAUGGGGCGUAAAACAUCAAAAGGAAAGGAAAAAAGGCUGCAGCAGAGAGAGGAAGCUCUUCAGAUAGCUGCUGCCAAAGCUGUAGUUGACAAAGCAAAUGCUCAAGAAGAUCCUCUAGCACCAUUUCCUGCCUUCAGAAAUUUCAACAAAAAUGGAGUUGAGGCAACACUUUCUUGUGUUAAAAGUGAAAACAUUGACAACGAUACGUGGAAUUGGAUUUUUAAUUUACUGGAGUGCAAUAUGAAACCGUUGUACAACUCUUGCAGUUGGGGUUGGAAUGAGAAAGUAAAGAAAGAAGAACUGACUGAUGAACGAGCAUUAUAUCUUGUAGCAAGGGAUAAGGAGGGCAAAGCAUUAGCAUUCUCGCAUUUCCGAUUCGAUUUAGAUUAUGGGGUAGAAGUUUUGUAUUGCUAUGAAUUGCAGCUGGAAGCCGCGGUUCGGAGAAAAGGUCUGGGGAAAUUUAUGAUGCAGGUAUUGGAACUGAUGGGAUUUUCAGCCAAAAUGAAAAAAGUUGUGCUGACUGUCCUGAAGCAUAACCCAGAUGCAAUGAAUUUCUUCACCGCCCUGAGGUAUUCACUGGAUGAAACCUCUCCAGAAGACAACUUUUAUGAAGAGUUUCCAUAUGUAAUUCUCAGUAAACCAAAUAAGAAGCUGCUGUCAUCAGUGUAAUGGAUUGCUGAAAAUUACUGAAAAUAUUGACUAUUGUGUUUAUCACAAAUAUGUUGACACAUUUUAUUCAA
Schistocerca piceifrons (Central American locust) is the source of this 920-nucleotide messenger RNA. It is a transcript of the gene Naa40, whose product is annotated as N-alpha-acetyltransferase 40. Gene Ontology annotation, molecular function: protein N-terminal-serine acetyltransferase activity; histone H2A acetyltransferase activity; histone H4 acetyltransferase activity. The transcript has 3 exons. The record is from RefSeq and is a predicted model, not a curated record. Gene Ontology annotation, cellular component: nucleus. Bases 181 to 849 code for a protein of 222 amino acids. Lineage: Eukaryota; Metazoa; Arthropoda; Insecta; Orthoptera; Acrididae.